AUGCCUCAAAACGAAUAUAUUGAACAACAUAUCAAACAACAUGGUCGUCGUUUGGAUUACGAGGAACGUAAACGUAAGAGAGAGGCCAGAGAAGCUCAUAAGAUCUCUACUAAGGCUCAAAAACUGACUGGUUGGAAAGGUAAGCAAUUUGCUAAGAAGCGUUAUGCUGAGAAGGUUGCUAUGAAGAAGAAAAUACGUGCUCAUGAGCAAUCUAAGGUGAAAGGGAAAUCUAAGCCAAUGGAUGAAAAUGGAGAUGCUUUACCUACAUAUUUGCUGGAUAGAGAACAAACUAACACCGCCAAAGCUAUAUCUUCUUCUAUUAAACAAAAAAGAUUGGAAAAAGCUGAUAAAUUUUCUGUGCCUUUACCUAAAGUGAGAGGUAUUAGUGAAGAAGAAAUGUUUAGAGUUGUUAAGACAGGUAAAUCUAAAACAAAGGCAUGGAAGAGAAUGAUUACAAAGCAUACAUUUGUUGGUGAAGGUUUCACUAGAAGACCUGUUAAGACAGAACGUAUCAUUAGGCCGAGUGCAUUGAGACAAAAGAAAGCUAACGUUACACAUCCUGAAUUAGGUGUUACUGUUUUCUUACCUAUCUUAAGUGUCAAGAAAAAUCCACAAUCACCAAUGUACACACAAUUAGGUGUGCUGACGAAAGGUACUAUUAUCGAAGUGAAUGUAUCGGAGUUAGGUAUGGUUACAUCUGGUGGUAAGGUUGUCUGGGGUAAAUAUGCACAAAUUACAAACGAACCAGACAGAGAUGGUUGUGUCAAUGCAGUUUUACUUGUAUAA
Molecule: messenger RNA, 786 nt
Organism: Maudiozyma saulgeensis
Lineage: Eukaryota; Fungi; Ascomycota; Saccharomycetes; Saccharomycetales; Saccharomycetaceae
Source: the annotation of a GenBank genome assembly